Purpureocillium lilacinum is the source of this 1425-nucleotide messenger RNA. RefSeq lists its product as uncharacterized. NCBI's taxonomy places the organism in Eukaryota, Fungi, Ascomycota, Sordariomycetes, Hypocreales, Ophiocordycipitaceae. The record is from RefSeq and is a predicted model, not a curated record.
AUGCCGGCCUUUGCUGCCGGCGUCUCGCGCUCGCUCUCCAGUGGCGCUGAGUCGCUUAGAGGAACACUCGGCGGCUGGACCUGGGCUCCGGCCCUCGCGGUGGCCAAGCCCGCUGUUCUUGCUCUCCUCUCUCGAGUCGACACCGGCACAUUGCUCCUCGUCGAUGAGCCCGGAGAGACGCGCCAUGUGUUUGGCCAGAGGCUGUCCAGUGAGCCUGGCGGUGUCGAGCUAUCCACCGGCUUGCCGCGCCGGGCCACCUCCGUUCCCCGUGUUGAGAUCGUCGUCAAGAACGAUGCCUUCUGGAUGAGGCUCUUUCUCUUUGCCGACAUGGGAUUCGCCGAGGCAUACAUGCUUGGCGACUUCCAGUGUGAGGACCUCACGUCCUUCUUUCGUCUCUUCAUCGUCAACCGGGACCACAUGAACAACGGGACGACCUGGAUCUCAAGCCUCUCCUCGAUUGCCUCCACAAUGGCCCGUUCCACCAACACACUUUCGAAUGCUCUCCUCAACAUAUCCGCACAUUACGAUAUAAGCAACGACAUGUUUGCCGCUUUCUUGUCCCCAGACAUGACAUACUCAUGCCCCAUUUGGCAGCAAGCCUCUGGGACAGAACCUCGUGAGGAGUCCUUGGAGGAGGCGCAAAUCACAAAGUUGAACCGCUUCAUCGAUGGCGCCAAAAUCAAGCCAACCGACCACGUCCUGGAGAUAGGAACCGGCUGGGGCUCGUUUGCCCUCGAGGCGGUCAGGCGGACGGGGUGCCGCGUGACGAGUCUUACGCUCUCAAAGGAGCAAAAGGCCCUCGCCGAAGAGCGAAUCGCGGCAGCUGGCUUCUGUGACCGGAUUGAAGUCAAGCUGAUGGAUUAUCGAGAGCUCCCAGUCCCGCCGCAGCCGUUCGACAAGAUCGUUUCAAUCGAAAUGCUCGAAGCCGUCGGUCAAGAGUACCUCGCCACGUAUUUCAAGUGCGUGGACCGCCUGCUCAAAAAAGACGGCGGCAUUGCAAUGUUUCAGUGCAUUACAAUGCCCGAAAGUCGUCACGAGGUGUAUUCCAAGUCGGAAGACUUCAUCAAUCAUUACAUAUUUCCGGGUGGUUAUCUCCCAUCCUCGACCCAAUUACUCCACCAUAUCAGCCAGCAGUCCGCUGGCUCUCUGAUCGUCGAAAAUAUCGAAAACAUAGGCGGCCAUUAUGCCAGGACGCUGAGGCUUUGGAACGAGAAGUUCCAGGAGAACUUCAACGACGCGAUUAAGCCUGCGUUACUCAAGGAGCACCCGGAUUUGACGAAAGCCGGAGUCGAGGUCUUUCGCAGGAAGUGGGAGUAUUACUUUACCUACUGCGAGGCUGGCUUCGUCUCCAAGACCUUGGGAGACGUAAUCAUAACCGUUGGCCGCGAGGGAGCUCUCGAGCUGAUGGAAGGCAUCCCGCUGUAG